AUGCAGUCAGUCACAACAAUAAAUGGGUCAACACUCGAGCUCAAACCCUGCAGCCAUCCUCUCUUGGUGACGGCUCAUGAGACCGUGCAGAAUAUCCUUGAACAUGUGGGCAAGAAAGCGGCGGUACAGCGAUGUAAUUUAUUCCAUAUUAUUGAAAGUACGUGGAUAGUCGUGGAGCACCAGUGGCCACAAGGAAAUGAAGGUCAAUGGUUUAUUUUGCCAACAUGUAUACGCCAUGUUCAGGACGACACAGCCUUUGUUGUGACGCGCGAUAUUCUAUCUAAUUCAUCUACUGAUUUGGAGUUCUUCAAGGUCAAUGACAUUGCGAGUUUGUUAUUGGUGCCGAUUCGAAAUCCAAAAGUACCUUCAAUUACUAUCGGCUUUCUAUCAUUUACUUCCAAUGUUCCACGAGAGUGGACACCAGGAGAUAAGGUACUCUUAGAAUUGGCUCGAGAUCUGGUUAGCACGACUUUGUGUCAUCCAGACAUCUUCAUCAAUCUGGAUCACGAAAUAGUCCAUCUUUCUGCGACAGAAGUACAUGCUCGUCUUUCUAAUGAGCAGCAUGCUACCGUGGAUCAAAUCGUUGUUUUAUUUGAGAAAAUUCGUCGUCAGUCCAAGAUCAAAGAUCUUUGGAUGUCCUUUGGCAUGAGCGCUUUCAAGAACAAACUUGCACGCUUCAUCAUAUCGAAUCAAACAAUUGUCAUGGCUCUGCCUGCUUUCCCGUUUAAGAGCAGGAACACCAACAGUAACGUCAUCGGUACACUUCCCGAUAUGGGAGAGGUAUUGGCGCUCGCGAAUUUGAAUUUAUUUGCACUACAAGUGAGCGAAGUGUAUCCACCAGGCUGCAAAAUCCUUGUAGUUAGUGACGGUCGUGUUUUCAACGACUUGUAUCCUGUUUCUGAUGUUACUGUCUCUGUCUACACGCGUUACAUACACUCACUAGGUCAAGGACAACUGCAAUUUAUUGGACUAGAUCAAAUGUUUUCAUCAUCGACCGAAAACCAAUUCAAGAGGGAUGCGAUUGUUCAGUUGUACGGCGGUAAUGUCGAGACCGUAAAUAGAAAAUUAAAAGAAGAUGCACACUUUCAUCAAGUUUAUAUAGCAUUCAAGAUACAUCUUCGUAAAGAUAUCGGCGAACUGAGACGACCAGCGGCAGAGAAAGCGAAAAUAAUGAUGAUACGUAAUGAUAGUUACAGCGAGCUGGUCCGACUUUUGUUUCCACAUCACGUGCGUCUGUCCAUUCAUGACCAUAGUAGUGCAGAAAAGAUUAGUGUGCAUCUUGUUGGAGACAGCAUUAUCACACCUUGGCAUGGGGUGGCGAUGAAGCAGAAGGAUGGAACCUGGACGAUUACGAGAAAAAAAACAGCGCUGGAAAUGGGUUGCGUCUUAGAAGAUGCAAUGAGUUCAACUAGUCGCGAAGACAUUCUUUGUAAUGACCUAAAAUCGCUCAACAUAACACAAAAUCAGUUCUUUUCAUCGUUGCCGUUUUAUCGCGAGAUUUGA
This is a messenger RNA of Rotaria socialis, 1503 nucleotides long. Lineage: Eukaryota; Metazoa; Rotifera; Eurotatoria; Philodinida; Philodinidae. The record is from the annotation of a GenBank genome assembly.